Girardinichthys multiradiatus is the source of this 2572-nucleotide messenger RNA. RefSeq names its product actin-related protein 2-B. Gene Ontology annotation, biological process: Arp2/3 complex-mediated actin nucleation. Gene Ontology annotation, molecular function: actin filament binding. The record is from RefSeq and is a predicted model, not a curated record. Lineage: Eukaryota; Metazoa; Chordata; Actinopteri; Cyprinodontiformes; Goodeidae. Gene Ontology annotation, cellular component: actin cortical patch; Arp2/3 protein complex. The coding region runs from base 109 to 1293 and encodes 394 amino acids. The transcript is spliced from 9 exons.
ACCGGAUGAGCACCCUUCCCUUCCUCUUUUUGGACGGGCUGCUGUGUCUUUCUUCCGGCUUGCCGAAGAAAGUUGAGGAGGGUUCAGCGGCAACUGGGCUUUUACACAAUGGACAGCCAGGGAAGGAAAGUAGUGGUCUGUGACAAUGGAACCGGGUUUGUCAAGUGUGGCUAUGCGGGCUCCAAUUUUCCAGAGCACAUAUUCCCUGCGCUCGUCGGGAGACCCAUCAUCCGCUCGACAGCCAAAGUGGGAAACAUUGAGAUCAAGGACUUGAUGGUAGGAGAUGAGGCCAGCGAGCUGCGCUCCAUGCUGGAGGUGAACUACCCCAUGGAAAAUGGCAUCGUCAGAAACUGGGAUGACAUGAAGCACCUGUGGGACUACACCUUCGGCCCAGAGAAGCUCAACAUCGACUCGCGCAACUGCAAGAUCCUCCUGACCGAACCCCCCAUGAACCCCACCAAAAACCGCGAGAAAAUCAUUGAGGUAAUGUUUGAGACCUACCAGUUUGCAGGAGUCUACAUCGCUAUUCAGGCUGUCCUGACACUGUAUGCCCAGGGCCUUCUGACUGGUGUGGUGGUGGACUCAGGUGAUGGUGUGACACACAUCUGUCCAGUGUACGAGGGUUUCAGUCUGCCCCACCUGACACGACGUCUGGACAUUGCAGGCAGGGACAUCACCCGCUACCUCAUUAAGCUGCUGUUGUUGAGGGGUUACGCCUUCAACCACUCUGCAGACUUUGAGACGGUGCGCAUGAUGAAGGAGAAGCUGUGUUAUGUGGGCUACAACAUUGAGCAGGAGCAGAAGCUGGCACUGGAGACCACUGUGUUGGUGGAGUCAUAUACGCUGCCAGAUGGCCGUGUGAUCAAGGUAGGAGGAGAGCGCUUUGAAGCCCCCGAGGCUCUGUUCCAGCCCCACCUCAUCAAUGUGGAGGGCGUCGGAGUGGCUGAGCUCCUCUUCAACACCAUCCAGGCCGCUGACAUAGACACCAGGGCCGAGUUCUACAAACACAUCGUGUUGUCCGGAGGCUCCACCAUGUACCCAGGCCUGCCAUCGCGACUGGAGAGGGAACUGAAGCAGCUCUACUUGGAGCGCGUGCUAAAGGGAGACGUGGACAAACUUUCGAAAUUUAAGAUCCGGAUUGAGGAUCCUCCCAGGCGAAAGCACAUGGUGUUCCUGGGUGGAGCGGUACUGGCCGACAUCAUGAAGGACAAGGACAACUUCUGGCUGACCCGAGAGGAGUACCAGGAAAAAGGAGUCCGCGUGCUGGAAAAACUCGGAGUCACCGUCAGAUAAAGAACCAGGACGGACAGAACAACCACACACCUGAAAACACAGAUUCACAGACACACAUUUCCUCCUUUCACCCGUAUUGCAAAAUUUAUAUCUAUUUAUCCCUCUUUUUUUUUUUUUUUUUUUUUUUUAAUAUAUCAGCUGCUCUUGAUUUUCCUCAAACAUCCGAAAGAAUCAAGAGUUAACCUCUUCCUCCUCCUCUUCUCUGCUCCUACCUCUUUUCUUUCUUCUCUCCUAUUUGAGGAUUGGCUAUAAAACUGGUCUAGGAAGCCCCGAGAAAUAAUUUCCUGCUUCGCUUUUUUUUGGGGGGGGGUGGGGGGGCUGGUGGAGAUGUUCACCUGCAGAUAUGUGUCCACCCACCAGCUUCAGGCCUUUAGGAGGAUUAAAACAAUGCAAAGUUUCAAGCUCAUAAUGUUGCAUUCACAGCCCAUCACUAAUAGCCACGGCCGCUUUCAGCAUCUGGUAUAGGCGAGCGCAAACUGAUCACAUUUUUUUUUUAAUAUAAAUGAUAUCAUGAUUUAUGUUUUCUGGGUGAGGGGUUAUGGUUCUGCUCUUUUUCUUUGGCUGGAUUAUACAUUCUUUGUUGUGUUUUUCUAUCAACUUUUCCUCCUGGUGUUGAGCAUUGCUACCAUUGUAAAUGGAAUGCACAGGGUGACACUUUUCUCUUUUUUUUUUAAAAUAAAGAAUUAAUCGUUGAUUCAUAAAGGGACAGAAAAACAAAGUAAAAGCCCCUGAACUUGAUGGCGAGUGUGUGACGGUACGUUAGGGGUUAGUGGGGGGGGGGGGGGGGGGGGGGUUACACGGUUAAUAAGAAAUGGGAGGGAGUUCAUAUUUGUUCUUCAUUACACAGCCUCGCCUCUGCCUCCUCCUUAGGUGUAAAUCUCGAGUUGAAUGAAUGGAUAUGAGCAGUCACAGCUGUCUCUCAGAAUCAACAGUUUGGAGGCAGUCGCAGGUGAACGAUUAUAAAACCUGGAAAAUCUCACAAUAUCCUAAUAAAUGUAGAAACGUCGCUGAGACCAUAUUUAAGUUCUCCAGUCUCUUGACUCCCAACGGUUUGACUUGUUACUGGAGGCACUUCUAUUUUGGGUAUGAAAAAUGUGUAUAUUUUUUUUUUCCUUCCCCUCUUUCCAUGAACGUCUAUCCAGUGCCAAGUGCAGUUAAUGUUAACUGGAUUUUAUGUUUUAAUAUCUUUCUUUUUGUCACUGUUUUUGUUUUUAUUUUCCUGUGUCGUUCAUAGCAUAACUGCCUAACGCUGAUUUAAAUAAAGAAAAGUGAUUUAUAA